Molecule: messenger RNA, 426 nt
Organism: Funneliformis mosseae
Lineage: Eukaryota; Fungi; Glomeromycota; Glomeromycetes; Glomerales; Glomeraceae
Source: the annotation of a GenBank genome assembly
UGAAAUAGAUUGGAAUAAUAUUGAAGACAUUUUAGAUACUGAAUCAAUUAUAACAAAAUCAAUAGAUAAAGAAAGUAAUUAUCAGAUCGAAAAUAGUUUUAAUAUUAAUGAUAUAUUAACGUCAUAUGUUGUUUUAGAUAUGAUUGAUGGUUUAAUACAAUGCUGUUCUAAAAAAGCAUUAAAUCAACAUCCUUUAACUAAGCUAAUAGAAGGUGAACAUUUUUUUGAAAGGCAAGGCAGUGGAAAAAAGCCAUUUUCAUGUGAAAAUAAGCAUAAAAAUGAUACAACUAAAGCACUUGAACUAUUAGGACAAUGGAUUUUAAAUGUAGCAGCAUCAGAAGAAAUCAAGCCAAAAGAAGAAUUAUUAAUAAAAUUAAGUCCAGUAUUAACAUUGUUUAAUCAAUCAAUAUCUAAACAAUCAAUAUC